Cuscuta europaea is the source of this 2618-nucleotide messenger RNA. NCBI's taxonomy places the organism in Eukaryota, Viridiplantae, Streptophyta, Magnoliopsida, Solanales, Convolvulaceae. The record is from the annotation of a GenBank genome assembly.
AUGUGACCGUUAACAGCGGUGGAUUUAAAACGAGCUGCGUUACCUGCCUGCCUGCUGCUCUCUCUCUCUCUCUAGUCUGAGUAGUCUCCAGUCUCUCCACCCCGCAGACACAGAAAUGGAUUGAGGUACUCCGCACUUCCGCAGCCGUUCUGAGUAACUUUCUUUCAUCAACUGUCUCUGCAUCUGCAUGUAAUUAGCCCUAUACAUGAAGAAUGAUCUAGAAGGUGAAGGUUAAAUUAGCCCUAAGGAGCACCGAAGAAAGACAUGGGAUGCGCUCAAUCGAGAUUGGACAACGAUGAAUCGGUAUCCAGAUGCAAGGAGAGGAGGAAUCAGAUGAAGCAAGCCGUUUUACUGAGGAACACCUUUGCUUCCGCUCACUCCGCCUACGCCAUGGCUCUUAAGAACACAGGCGCCGCCUUGAGCGACUUCGCCCAGGGCGAAGUUCCCCCUCCGGACCAGGACGUCGCCGCCCUUAACAACACGGCUUCCCAGCCACCGCCUCCCCCUCCGCCGCUUAUCAUUGAGAGGACUCCCCUCCCUCCGCCUCCCCCGCCCUUACCCAACUUCUCCCCUCUCACGCCCUUGCAGCGGUCUAUAACUAUGCCGGAGCUUUCUAAGCGUGGGGACAAGAUGAAGAGCAUCUCCAUUGGCGAAGAUGAGGAAGACGAUGAAGGUGUUGGUGGGUUGAAGCUGAGGAAUCAUCAUCUAAACCGGGUGGUCAUACCUGAUAGAAAUGAAGAGGAGCACACUCCAGUUAAAGUUACAGAUCCACCCCCUCCUCAACCUCUUGGCUUAGCUUGGGAUUACUUUUAUAUGACCGAUAAUAUGCCCACAACAGCCCUAAAUGAAGAGGAUGAGGAUGGAGAUGGUGAUGAUAGCCCUGUCACUCCAAUAACUGAGAAUCUUGGUGGGGAUGACAGGGUAGAGGGUGAAGAAUUCAAGACACCGGAGAAAGGAUUAAUGGAGGGGACACCACCGGUGAUGGGGAGGCAGAAAAACUUUGUUCAUUCUAAGACCGCACCUCCAAGAAUUGUAGAAUUGGUUGAUAGUGAUAAAGCAGCUAGUGCAAAUAGUGCAGAUUUCUAUAAGGUUUUCACUGUGAUAGAUGAUCAUUUCCUCAAGGCUUCAGAGCUUGUUCAAGAGGUAUCAAUGAUGCUAGAGGCUGCUACGCUGCAUUACCACUCCAACUUCACAGAGAAAGCCAAUAUAGAUCAUGCUUCAAGGGUAAUGCAGAUCAUCACAUGGAACAAAUCUGUCAAUGGAGAGUCAAACAGUGAUGGUGCAAAGGAAAAUCAGGAUGGUCGUGCAUUUGAGACUCAUGCCACUGUUUUGGAUAAGUUGCUGGCUUGGGAGAAGAAACUAUAUGAGGAACUAAAGGCUGGUGAGAUUAUUAAGCAUGAAUAUCAAAGGAAAGUUGCUAUUCUAAACAAGCUGAAAAAACGCAGUGCUAGUUCUGAAUCACUGGAGAAGGUGAAAGCUGCUGUCAGCCAUUUGUAUACACGUUUUAUAGUUGAAAUGCAAUCUUUGGAUUCAACAGUCAUGGAAGUGAAUGAUAUUCGUGACAAGCAGUUGUACCCGAAGCUGGCUGAUCUUGUCCUCGGGAUGGCCAAGAUGUGGGGAUCUAUGUGUAAACACCAUGAAGAACAGAUGAGAAUAGUUAUGGACCUCACAACCAUUGACAUCUCUGCCACCCCCAUAGGAACAACCAAACAUCACCAGGAGCGCACCAUCCAACUAGGUGAUGUGAUUAAGGAGUGGCAUGACCACUUUGAAAACCUCGUGAAUAACCAAAAAAACUACAUCCAAACCAUCAGCAAGUGGUUAAAACUAAACCUUGUCCCGGUCGAAAGUGGCCUGAAGGAAAAGACAACACCAUCUCCACCCAGACCUGAAAACCCGCCCAUCCAAACGCUCCUCCAAGCCUGGAAUGAGCUUCUCGAGAAAAUCCCUGAUGAGCACUCCAAAAGUGCGAUUACCACUUUUGAAGCUGUGAUAAGGACAAUCAUUCUUCACCAGGAGGAUGAAAUGAAGUUGAAGGACAAGUGUGAAGAAACAAGAAAAGAGUACAUGCGUAAAAGUCAGUCGUUUCAAGAAUGGUGUCAGAAGCACAUGCAGCAGCAGCAUAGGGCCCCACGGGAGGAUGAGGCGGACCCUGUUUCAGAGAGGCAGUUUAUGGUGGAGAGCUUGAAGAAAAGGUUGGAUGAGGAAACGGAAGCUUAUCAGAAGCAAUGUGUCCAAGUUAGGGAGAAAUCUUUGGGAGGUCUGAAGAUUCAAUUGCCUGAACUUUUCCGGGCCGUGAGGGAUUAUUCACACAUGUGCUUCAUUGCUUAUGAAAGAUUGAGAUUGCUAGUGGAAUCACAGAACAACAAUCCAAUUCAGGAGAGUCCGUAGGAUUGUAUUCUUGCAGUAUUUUUCUAUAAAACUUGUAUGAAAUGGUUAUUCAUAUUUAUCUUUCAAAAGCUUUAGCAAGAUAAAAAUUAAUCACAGAACAACAAUCCAAUUCAGGAGAGUCCGUAGGAUUGUAUUCUUGCAGUAUUUUUCUAUAAAACUUGGUAUGAAAUGGUUAUUCAUAUUUAUCUUUCAAAAGCUUUAGCAAGAUAAAAUUAUGUUGAUAAAUU